Anolis carolinensis (green anole) is the source of this 4862-nucleotide messenger RNA. RefSeq names its product intercellular adhesion molecule 1 (gene icam1). The record is from RefSeq and is a predicted model, not a curated record. The transcript is spliced from 7 exons. Gene Ontology annotation, molecular function: integrin binding. NCBI's taxonomy places the organism in Eukaryota, Metazoa, Chordata, Lepidosauria, Squamata, Anolidae. The coding region runs from base 365 to 1996 and encodes 543 amino acids. Gene Ontology annotation, cellular component: plasma membrane. Gene Ontology annotation, biological process: cell-cell adhesion.
UUCGGGGUCUGAGAUUGGUAGGGGCUGGGACUUUCCCGCCGGGCCCAAGGCUGGCGGGAGGGAAUUCCCGCCUAUACGGUGGCGACGGGGUGGGGAGGAAGAAGAGGGCAGCGCUUCCCCUCCUCCUCCUCCUCCUCCUCCUCCUCCUCCGUGAGCGAUGGAUCCGCGGAACCGCCUUGUGGUAUAUAAACCCCGGCGAAGUUGCUUCCCGGAGCAAAGGUAACAGGCUCCUGAAGAACAUCCUCUCUUCUUCUUCAGAGUUUUGCCACCGUUCAGAUCAGCCUGCUGUUCUCGUUUGCCUUCCCAGAUCUUCUCCAGGGAUCUCAUCAGUGUUUCUCCCACCGCACUUUGGAUUACUUGCACGAUGCGGAGAUUUCUCUGCUUCUGCCUCGCCUUGAACGCCUGGGCUUUCGCAAGAGGUGCGGAGGAGGAGGACUUUAUACGCAUUUGGCCACAAAACCCGAUGGUGGAAUUUAAUGGCUCUGUUGUACUGAACUGUAGUUCCAGCUGUAAGGCCAUUAGUCUUGAGACAUCUUUAAAGUGGGUUCAGGCAGGAACUGGGACCAACUGGAAAGCCUUCAACCUCACCAAAGUUGACCAGUGGACUGCCAGACCAUUGUGCUUUGCUCGCUGUGACAGAGGAUACAGAAAGCUUCUCCGUGCCAACUUCACCGUUUACCGAGCUCCAGAGCAUGUAGUUCUGAACCCAGUGCCAAAGAUGGAGAUUGGGAAGGAGUACAAGUUGACAUGCCAAGUUUCUGGUGUGGCCCCCAUCCAGAACCUCACGGUGACCCUGUUCAAAGGAAGAAAAAAACUUCUGGUGAAGACAUUUGAGAAUUCUACUACCACUGAAGCUGAAGAUGUUGUGGUGCCCCAUGUCUUCACUGUGCAGAAGGAAGACCAUGGGGAGGAAGUCACCUGCCAGGCUGCUCUGGAUCUGAGACCAGAAGGACCACUUUUUGAAAUGGCAUCUCACAUUGAAUCACUGGACCCUGUUGAUUUCCCCAUGGAUCCUAAUCUCGGAACCCCAUCAAUUAUAGAGACUGAUACUGAGAUAACUGUGACCUGUGAUGUAGCUGGAGUUUUUCCAGCCAAAGAGGUCAAGUUUGAGCUGUCCUAUGAAGGAAAGAGUCUGAACCCUGAGGUCACUGCAUCAAGAGAUAGUGCCAGUGCUCGGGGUCAAGUCUCCUUCUCAUCAGAAGGAACUCACAAAUUGACUUGCACAGUCUCUCUGGGACCAGUGAACAGAACAGUAGAGAGAUCUGUGAAUGUAUACAGUUUACCUGAGCCUGUCCUGCACCUUGUCCCUUCAGAAGUCAUUGCUGGUUCCAUGGUGAUGGUCAACUGUACCUCUAAUGGUCCUGUGUCCCCGGGGGUUGUCAUGCGGCUUAAAAAUAACAGAGAAAUUCUACCUUCCAGAGACUUGGACAACCUUUUUGUGCAGCAUGAAGUGAAAACACACAAAGAGGAUGAUGGGAGGGAAUUUGUGUGCGAAGUGCAGCGGAUGAUUGAUGGGCAGCAUGUUGUGAAACACACUGCUAAAAGUCUCACCGUCUUCUAUGGUCCCAGGAUGAAUGGUUCUUCUUGCCCUGAUAGGUUAACAUGGAAGGAGGGCGACAUGGAAACAUUGACCUGUUCAGCCUAUGGAAACCCACCACCAACUGUUGAAUGCAAGAAAGAUGGCACAUCUUAUACUAUUGGGAUACCAAUACCUAUCACCAGAGAACAUGAUGGAUUGGUUCACUGCUGUGCCACUAAUCCACAUGGCUUUGAUGAGAAGGUUGUGACCAUAGUUGUUGAAUUUUUUCCACCCAACUUCCUUGCAAUUAUCUUGCCAAUGGUCGCUUUGGCAAUGGUCGCUUUGUUUGCUGUAAUCUACUAUAAGUACUACACAACACAAAAAUGUGGGAAAUACAAUCUUAAAAAACCACAGCCUCAGCGAGAAGCAGGAAAUGCUGCAGAGGAAAAGCGCCUAAAUGGCGACACAAGUGUUUAAAUGGACAGGCGGCUGCUGGGAACUCAAGAGAACAGUCCGUCAUCCACGUGAAGCUGUACCUAUUCUCUAUGGUCAUUCCCCUCCUGAUCUGAUGGGAAGGGCAAGAAAUGGGGAAAGCCUUCACCAGGUGCUGAAAAAUUGAUGGGCAGCGCUGCAGCUGGACUUUUGAGGAGAGCGAGUUUUUGCACUUUCAUACAGAGGAUUGUAGCAUUCACUACACAGGAGUCUCCAGAGAGAUGGACUCCAGGAUUUGCUUCAGGCUGCCUCUUUAUUCAAAGUUGUCCUCCAGCCUCACGGCUCCAGAAGAAGUCAAACAACUGCAGAUACCUUGGUUAAAACCUGAUUGCAUCCAAAAGGAUUUGGCUGGAUGGAAGCUUGGAAGCACCACAAUUGCCAUUCUUUCCCCAGCAACAUAGGUUGUGUUGAUCCUUCUUUGUACCAUCCAGGUGCUUGGGGAUUUUAAACAGUUGUACAAACACAUUGCUCUGUGAAAAUACGGUUGUCAUUGUCACUGCUGACACUGCUCCCUGCCCUGCUCUGCACCUGAUGUCCUGGGAGGCCUUUUGCAGCACAUGUUUGAACUUCAAGAAAGGCCUUUUAUAGCAUGUGUGAUGGCAAAGCCCGCAUCAAAACAGCAGGAAAUCCAGGGUGUUUCCUGGUACAUAAAGUCAAGAUUCUGUUGUUUAGACAUUCUGCAUGCCAUAACUCUUAGGCUGACUCUUUUUUAAGAAUGUGAAGCUGAAUUCCCUUCCUAGCCAGAAGAUUUGAAGGAUAGGUGUAGAAUGCAGGCAUGCCACCGACUGAGAUUGAAAGCAAGAUCCCCUUUAGGAAGGGUGUACCUUUAAAAGAUCACUUGGAGGUGCUAGAUCAAUGGUUCUCAAUGUGGAGUUCCCAGAUGUUUUUGCCUUUAACUCCCAGGAAUCCUAACAACUGGUAAACUGACUGGGAUUUCUGGGAGUUGUAGGCCAAAAACAUCUGGGAAGCCCAGGUUGAGAACCACCGUGGCAAAUGUAUGUGUGCACACUCGGAGUUUAACACCUCUGCUGGUAUAAAUUAAUCCAAAUCAAGCCUUUGUCCACACACAAAGCUAAAGCGAAAUUUAACUUAAACUUGCUCUGUAGUAUGAGUGUAAAAACCCAAAACUAUUGUCUCAAAGAUACAGUCUCCUGUAUUCUGUUAUACAUGCAUCAGAAUUUAUCCAGAAAGGAGGAAAGGCUCUGGAAGUAUUGAGAUGCUCCUUUUGAUUUUUCCUGUAUGGUUUUGAAUCCACAUUCUUUCUUGAAAUAUUUUAAUUUUCCAUCCUUUUUGCCUUGCGUCUUCAUCCUCUAAUCCUAUGUCUCAUCUAAACUCAGGUAGCUUUUCAGAAAUUGGCUUUGACCACUUCCAUUGAGCUCUUUUAAAUUAUUAUUCAAGAUUUACAAUCCAUGUUUUCAAGUGCUUUCACUAUUUAAUAGUUAUGAUCAUUUUCUUGCAAGCAUUCCACUUAAUCUCUGUUGAAUCUGCUAUCUUGAAAUCAGUCACUGGAGCCCCUUCUACACUGCCAUAUAAUCCAGUUUCUAAUCCAGAUUAUCUGAUUUGAGCUGGAUUAUAUGGCUGUAUAGACUCAUAAUCUAGUUGUAAGCAGAUAAUCUGGGCUCAGAUACUGGAUUAUAUGGCAGUGUAGAUACAGCCUGGAUUUCUUAAUAAUAGCCAUCUUAAUUCUGGUAUAACAAAAUGAAGCAUAUUUCAAGUCUGGAAAUACAGGUCAAGCAUCCCUUAUUCCUAAAUCCAAAACUGCCCAGCUAGGUGACUAGGAUAAUGAUACCUAUGCUAUCUGAUGGUACACAAGCUUAGCUUCAUGUACAAAAUUUUAAAUAUUGCACAAAAUUACCUUCAGAAUAUGUGUAUGUAUGUGUAUGCAAAACAUUCCAACAUCCAAAAACAAGUAAAAGGCUUCGGGUCCCAAGCAUUUUGGGUAAUGGAUACCCAACCUGUAGUGGGUUAAAUUAAACUGAUCUGGGGACUGGGAAUGAAAAGUCCUUUCGGGUCCUUCCUUAAAAAAGGGGGGGGGGGGAUUAUGUCGAGCUCCAAAAUAAAAUGUACAGGAGCAAAACCUAGGACUUUCAUACUUCUUUCUUGUCUGGAAAGGCUCUAUGUUUCACAUGCAGUGAAAUGGGUGCAAGGGAGAUUUAAAGCCACAGUCAUUGUAGAAACACCCACAUGACUACCUCAUGAAUAAUGGGGGUUUUUUUUCUAGGUAUACAUGUAAUAUACGUGAAACAGCCUUUGAGCAUAAGACAAACAGAGGAAAAAACACAGGUUCUUGAUGUUGCCAGUAUGACAGCUUUUGAACUUUGAAAGACUGUCACUGAAAUCCACCAUGAUGUAUAAAAAUAUUUUACUAUUUAAGUGUAUGUCUUGAAUUGCUCCAACGCUACAGUUUAAUUGAAGGGGUUGUAAAUUGUGUUGUCCCAAUCCCAACUUUCACACACCAACAUGCCAUUCUAAUAUUAUCACACAAUUUGUUUUUAUAAGAAUGUUUCAUUGAAAGGAAGUUUCAUUGAAUCCUACCCUGGGAGAGUGCGGAUGAGCUCCCUCUAUCAGCUCCAUGCGGGGACAUGAGAGAAGCCCCCCACAAGGAUGGUAAAAACAUCUGGGUGUCCCCUGGGCAACGUCCUUGCAGACGGCCAAUUCUCAUUCCAGAAGUGACUCAAGUUGUUCCUGACAUAAAAAAAAAAUUGAAAGGAGAGAAAUAUGGAUCCCUUAAUUUGGCAUAUGCUAUCAACUGGGUACUUAGAAGACAAAACAGUAGUGAGUGGUGAUGGGAAUAUAAUGAAGCUCAAAAAACACUAUUUUUUAAAUUUUGUAAAAUAAACAUUUACUUCAA